Fundulus heteroclitus (mummichog) is the source of this 1997-nucleotide messenger RNA. Its product is annotated as L-amino-acid oxidase. NCBI's taxonomy places the organism in Eukaryota, Metazoa, Chordata, Actinopteri, Cyprinodontiformes, Fundulidae. The coding region runs from base 333 to 1907 and encodes 524 amino acids. The record is from RefSeq and is a predicted model, not a curated record. Gene Ontology annotation, molecular function: L-amino-acid oxidase activity; polyamine oxidase activity. The transcript is spliced from 9 exons. Gene Ontology annotation, biological process: amino acid catabolic process.
CUAGGCCGUUCACAAACAGGAUGUGAAAAUAUGUUAUUCACCUUUCAUUAAGCGAAACGAGUCAACGCCUGUUCAGCUGCCGAGCCUUCACUUUCAUGCCAAGCUUGUGACCUGGCACAAAGUCAGGAACAGAUUAUUUGAGACUUAAUAAAUGAUGGAGGAGACGGCGGUAUGAAAAGAUGAGUCAUUUACUCAUGCAGGCUAACUUGUUUGACAAAGACAUAACUCAGCACAAACCGAAAGUGUUGAUUACAAACUCUCAGACAAGUGGCAGCAGCACGUCUGACGUUUGGCUUCAUCUGUAGAGCGGAGAUUAGAAAACUAAACCCGAGAUGGGACAUCAUGAGAGGAAAUCCAAAUCAUUCGCCAUCGGUUUGCUGUGGCUGAUGUGCUGCAGCUCCAUCGCUGCCGUCCGGCUCAAGGAACAUCUCGCCGAAUGCUUGGAGGACAAAGACUACGAUGAUCUGCUGAGGACGAUGAAAAACGGCCUUCCGCGUCUCAACGGCUCUAAUCACGUAGUUAUUGUUGGCGCUGGCAUGGCCGGACUGACGGCAGCUAAACUGCUUCAAGAUGCUGGGCACCAGGUGACCAUACUAGAGGCCAGCGGUCGUGUUGGUGGACGAGUGGAAACCUACAGGAAUAAAGAGGAGGGCUGGUACGCUGAGCUGGGCGCAAUGAGAAUCCCAAGUUUUCACCAGACCGUCCUCUGGUUUGCAGAACAGCGGGGGCUAAAGUUGAAAAAGUUUAGAAUGGAAGACGGUAACACCUUUUACUUGGUCAACGGGGUAAAGAAAAGGACUUAUGCAGUCAAAGAAGACCCUGAUAUCCUCAACUACAAAGUCAGGGACAAUGAGAAGGGGCUGUCGGCUGAUGACCUGCUGCAAAGAGCUUUGCAAAAGGUCAGAGACGAAGUGGAAGCUCACGGCUGCAGGGCUGCCUUUAGAAAGUACGAUCAUUACUCUGUGAAGGAAUAUUUGAAAGAAGAAGGAAAUCUGAGCCUUGAGGCCAUCAGGAUGAUUGGAGAACUUCUCAACGAAGAGAGCCUCAUGUACACGGCGCUGACUGAGAUGAUCUAUGACCAAACAGACAUCAGUGACAACGUCGCGUACUAUGAGGUAGUUGGUGGGUCGGACCUCCUCCCCAAAAGUUUUCUCUCCGUGCUUCAUGUUCCUAUUCUCCUGAACUCCAAGGUCCAGCGUAUCAGCCGGUCCCACAAGGGCGUCACCGUCUUCUACCAGACGGAUCAAGAGUCCUCGUUGAGCCACGUCAAUGCCGACAUCGUCCUCGUGACCACCACGGCGAAAGCAGCUCUUUACAUGGACUUCGACCCACCGCUCUCCGCCCAAAAGAUGGAAGCGCUGAGGUCUGUCCACUACGACAGCUCCACCAAAAUCCUCCUGACCUUCAGUGAAAGGUUCUGGGAGAGAGAUGGGAUCAGAGGGGGGAAGAGCGUCACAGAUGGACCGUCACGUUUCAUCUACUACCCAAGCCAUGGCUUCCCAGGAAACGACUCCAUAGGCGUCCUCCUGGCUUCCUACACCUGGUCUGAUGACUCCCUCCUCCUUCUCGGUGCUAGCGAUGAAGAGCUGAAAGAGCUGGCUCUAAGAGAUUUAGCAGCGUUGCAUGGGGAAGGUGUGAGGUCUCUCUGCACUGGCGUUUUGGUGAAGAAGUGGAGUCAGGAUCCAUACAGCCACGGGGCCUUCGCUCUGUUCACCCCUUAUCAACACCUGGAGUAUGCCGCUGAGCUCUUUAGGAGGGAAGGAAGGGUUCAUUUUGCUGGAGAACACACAGCCUUCUCUCACGCCUGGAUCGAGACUGCCAUGAAGUCUGCAAUCAGGGCAGCUGCCAAUAUCAACAAGGAGGCAAUAAUGUUUUCAGAUAGAUGCAGAGGGCGAGAUGAGCUCUGAAAUGUGUUGGAUUAGAUGGAUUUAUUACAAAAUUUUAAUAUAUUGUUACUUUCUAAUUGCUUUAAGUGUAAAAUAUUGUAAUGUUAUUUG